Molecule: messenger RNA, 1428 nt
Organism: Pyricularia grisea
Lineage: Eukaryota; Fungi; Ascomycota; Sordariomycetes; Magnaporthales; Pyriculariaceae
Exons: 2
Coding region: 196-1428 (410 amino acids)
Cellular component (GO): RAVE complex
Source: RefSeq, a predicted model, not a curated record
AUUUACGCCAAUUCGGAGCAAACGAUUCGCGCAACCCCGAAUCCAAGUUGCGCAAUUGAAGUUUACCAGAUGGACCACCUCUAUCCUUCCUAGCCGCGAAUGAUUUGAUAGCGUUAGAAUGUACCAUAUCACCAGUCCCUAGCGAUUGCUUGUUCAAUAGACCCUCACGUAUGCCAAACCUCAUCGACCUCUACAAUGUCUGUCGAUAUCUACCCACCGAUAGCUCCCGCUGAGCUCAAGCUCGCAGUCCAAGACACGCAGCGCCGCGAGCUGACCUGGCUCCUCGACGACCUCCACGCCACCCUGGGGGAGUUCCGGCACGGCCUGGAGGACUGCUACGCCCUCCUGGCACCCAUCGACCCGGGCAGCACGCUCGUGGUGAGCACGCCGCGGAACGAGUCGGUCAAGGGCCACGUCACGCGGGUCGGCACGCGCAUCGUCAAGGGCACGCUGUCGCUGCGCCUGCGCACCGCUCCUCCGCAGACCCUGUCCGUCGACCCAACGCACCCUAUCCACCUCGCGCCCCUGACGCUCCUGCACGCCCGCCUGACCGACGCCCUCGACGUCCUGACCCGCACCCUUGAGUUCCUACCCGAAGGCAGCAGCAGCAGCAGCAGCGGCGGCGGCUCCAAGAAGAGGCCCCUGCCGCCAGCCGCCGACGCAACAGCCGCCGCGGCAUUUGUUUCGGCCCAACUGAGGCUCCUGUCGACGACGCUGCAAGAAUCAUCCGCGAUCCUCAAGGGCCGGCCGCUGACGGACACGGACCCGGGGUGGACGACGCUGUCCGCCGCACCGGGGCACUUCCUCGCGCCACCCGCGCCACCACCACCGGCCACCAACCUCAACAGCUUCCUCUCCGCGCCACAGCAGCAGCCCGACGCCUCGGCCGGGAACCCGCUGCACAACAUAUCCAUAUACUUUUCGCUUCAGGAGUCGGCGCUGGUGCUGUGGGUGCGGACGCUGGAGCCGGCCGACACGACGCCGUCGUUCGGCAUGAAGUUCGCCCUAGCCAUCGGCACGGCCCGCCGACUCGAGCACGACGAGAGCGACGUCAUAUUUGGCUACUGCUGCGCCGGCCUGGACGGGAAGCCUGCGGGUGGCGGUGAUGAGGAGGAACACCGCCGACACGGGCCGAGGACCUCGCCCACGCUGAGCGCCAAGAGGCCACCCAGUCAGAGCGGGGCUCCCGUGCUGUCGGGAACGAGGGAUAGCACCAGGCGGAGCAGCAGCAGGAAUCCUGGCGGGGCUGCGGGCGGCAGAGAAAAGGAUGGUGACGCGUUGCAAGUCUACGUGAGGGAGAAAAUACGGGUCGAGAGCGCAGACCCGAGCUUGAUGUCUUUGUCUGCCAAGCUAGGUGCCUUGAGCCAUACUUUGACUAUGGCUAGACGUAAUCUCGCCGCUGUCAUGGGAGAGGAGCUGGAAGACUGA